Messenger RNA from Colletotrichum higginsianum IMI 349063, 1371 nucleotides. Its product is annotated as Serine/threonine-protein kinase SRPK3. The record is from RefSeq and is a predicted model, not a curated record. The transcript is spliced from 3 exons. Lineage: Eukaryota; Fungi; Ascomycota; Sordariomycetes; Glomerellales; Glomerellaceae. The coding region runs from base 1 to 1371 and encodes 456 amino acids. Gene Ontology annotation, biological process: spliceosomal complex assembly; regulation of mRNA processing; protein phosphorylation. Gene Ontology annotation, molecular function: ATP binding; protein kinase activity.
AUGAGCGUCUCUCACCCUCCUACACCGCCAUCGAGGGUCUCGACAGUUGAUGAGCAAAGAUUCAAGGCGAUCACCUCACCCUGCGAAUGGGUGGAGGACUACCGCCCCGGCGGCUAUCAUCCUGUUCAUCUCGGCGACGUUUUAGGAGCCGGCCAGUAUAAAGUCAUCAGAAAGCUUGGGGAGGGCUCUUACUCGACGGUUUGGCUUGCCCGUGACUUGCGUAACGAUCGAUACGUCGCCUUGAAAAUUCUCGUGUCGGAAAUCUCAGACUCGACAUCGGAGCUGCGAAUUCUACGUCACAUCGCUGAAACUGCCCCGGGCACCGCCCCUCAACACACCAUCCAACUACUAGAUGAUUUCCAACUCUCUGGGCCCAAUGGCACUCACAAGGUCCUAGUCUUCGAGCCUAUGGGUGCGAGUGUGAACAGCAUGGUUGAGCAACUGCCUCAGUUCAAUCCUCGUAAAUAUGGCAUGAAGGUCCGCUACCCACCUCACAUGGCAAGGAGCAUUCUCAAGCGGUCCCUGCAGGCGCUGGAAUUCCUCCACCGGGUUGGCGUCUCGCAUGGAGACUUUCAGCCAGGAAACCUCCUCUUCUCCGUCAGAGACAUCGAUUCCACGCCUGAGGAAGUGCUUCGACAGGCUCAAGAUGUGAAAGCCGGGUCGAUCUCACCUCUUGUUGAAAGACUUGACGGUAAACAAGACAGAUGGGCUCCUCGAUACCUUUGCGUCGCGCGGCCUCUGGAAGAGUUAACCCACUAUACACAAGGCUACAAAAUUAAGCUCUCAGACAUGGGCGGCUGUCAGUACACUCUCUUACAAACUCCUACCCCUUCAUUUGAUCUUCGUCCAUUCUUCUUCACGGACCCGCCAACAAAACCCGUUACUCCCGUCGGCCUGCGAGCUCCCGAGAUGAUUCUGACCAAAACUGUCGACCGGACCCUUGACAUCUGGAGUUUUGGCUGUCUCAUAUUUGAGCUUAUCACCGGACAGCCUCUCUUCUGCAUACCGGGAUCCGACUUUGAAGACGAUGAACAUCUUCUCUCACUCACAGCCGUUCUCGGUGCCCUACCCGAAAACCUAUUCCAGCAUUGGAAGACAGCCUCGCUCUACUUCACGCCUGACAGGGAGCUCUUCAAUUGCCAGCUUGGAGGGCCCGGGGAGGGAGAAGAGCCACUCAUGCUGGAGCAGACAUCCAUGGAGGAGCUGUUUGACCGGGCUGAUCCGGACAUUAGCGAGAAGGAGGCCGGCGCCGUGAAGGAGCUCAUUCGCAGAAUCUUGCGGUACAAUCCUGCAGAGCGACCCUCACCGGCGGAGCUCCUGCGUGAUCCCUGGUUUUGCAAGAUUGACGUUGAGACUGGCCUGUUCCUUUGA